AUGUCUGAAGAGUUAACAAUACCACAAGUAGUGGACGACCUUACCGGUAAAGAAGAUCUCAGUCGAACAUUUAAAGACAUUGCAGCCGGCAUUUCCGGCGGUAUCGCACAGGUUCUUGUUGGACAACCCUUCGACAUCACUAAAGUGCGGCUACAGACUUCUACAACGCAGACCUCCGCGCUUAAGGUGGUUAAAUCUUUGGUGAAGAAUGAAGGACUGAAGGGGUUUUACAAGGGUACGACUACACCGCUUAUAGGUGUGGGAGCUUGUGUUUCUUGCCAGUUCGGAGUUAACGAAGCCAUGAAAAGAUAUUUUCAUAGAAAGAACAAUUACUCUAGUCCCACACUGAAACUCAAAGAAUACUAUGCUUGUGGAGUAGUCAGUGGCUGCGCCAAUGGGUUUUUGACGGCACCUAUAGAGCAUGUGCGAAUACGUUUGCAGCUUCAGACCAGUUCUCUGGCAACCGCUGAGUAUACUGGAGCCGUUGACUGCAUAAAAAAACUAAUCACUUCGGGAAAAAUCAUGCGUGGGCUCACUCCAACUCUGCUUAGAACAUCUCAUGGCUUCGGUAUCUACUUUUUGACCUACGAAUCUCUUUUGGCGUCCGAGGCCAAGAAAGGGGUUAAAAGAGUCGACAUACCAUCCUGGAGACUAUGCUCGUACGGUGCUCUAUCUGGAGUAAAUCUGUGGCUAAUGGUAUAUCCGUUCGAUGUCAUGAAGUCUGUCAUGCAAUCAGACGAUCUUCGGAAACCUGUGAAUGGGAAAAACGUCGCUCAGGUCGCAAAAUACAUAUACUCCACAAGGGGUAUCAAAGGAUUUUUCAAAGGCUUUGCACCAACCAUGUUGAGAUCCUUACCAGUGAAUGCUGCUACAUUCACGGUUUUUGAGCUUGCGAUGAGGUUGAUGGGCUGA
Messenger RNA from Lachancea lanzarotensis, 912 nucleotides. RefSeq names its product LALA0S24e00100g1_1. Gene Ontology annotation, biological process: mitochondrial L-ornithine transmembrane transport. Bases 1 to 912 code for a protein of 303 amino acids. The record is from RefSeq and is a predicted model, not a curated record. NCBI's taxonomy places the organism in Eukaryota, Fungi, Ascomycota, Saccharomycetes, Saccharomycetales, Saccharomycetaceae. The transcript has a single exon. Gene Ontology annotation, molecular function: L-ornithine transmembrane transporter activity.